AAGGAGAGAUACCUCACUAGGACACUGUCGGAUUCAAAACAACAGCUCAACACAACAUCCAGCUCAUCAGAAAGCUGCUGCUUAGGAUCAAACAGUCUGGAAGGUUAUAAAAAUACCUGCAAAAUCAGGACCCUCACUACGAUAAUGAAUGUGGUAACUCCCAAGUCGCUGUUGAUACUCCUGCUCCUCGCAGCCGUCUGGAUCUCUUACACCGUGUAUCAGAAGUCCACAGAGUGGUGCAGAGAGACCCACUUCACCAACACUGCCUCACUCCUGGGACCUGCACCCACACCCGCAGUGCCUGAGCUGAGAGUCAGGAGGAUCGUGGAGGAGCUUGACAAGCUCAUCCCAGCCCGGCCCUUCACCCAUGUGAGCUCCACCACCAGCGCCACACAUAGCACAGCCACCAUCCUCCACCCACGAGACACAUACUGCAGGGGGGACCGGCUGGAUGUUCUGCUCCAGGCCAGGGACCACUUGGGACGCAGGAAGGAAUAUGGCGGGGAUUUCCUGAGGGCCCGGAUAUCCUCCCCAGCCCUGAAGGCUGGUGCCUCAGGGAAUGUGACCGAUUUCCACAAUGGCACAUAUCUGGUCAGCUUCACUCUGUUCUGGGAGGGCCCGGCCUCCCUGUCUGUCCUGCUCAUCCACCCCAGCGAAGGUGUGUCGGCUCUCUGGAGGGCCAGGAACCAAGGCUAUGACAAGGUGAUUUUCAUGGGGCAGUUUGCCAGCGGGACUUCCUCUGUCAGCACUGUAUGUGGCCUGGCUUUAAACUCAAGUGCAGAAUUGUGUGAGUAUCUGGAUGUCCGAGACCACGAAGCCUUCUACUGUGUGAAGCCACCAGGUCUGCCCUGCGCAGCACUCACCCACAUGCAUUCCAAAAACAAGGACGUUUCUUAUCUCAGCCAACAAGAGAAGAGCCUCUUUAAAUUGUCAAAUAUAGGUGUAGAGAUCAUGGACAGUCACACCACUAUUCACGUCUCCACAUGCAGUAAUAAAGAAGUUCCAGUAAAAGAAAAAUGCAAGCGUGGAAUGGCAGCCACAGUGCCCAGUGGACAUGUCUGGAAAGACUCAUGGAAUCCUGUCUCCUGUCACCUGGCUCCAAUCCCACUGAGGGAAUGCCUGAGAGGGAAGUUCAUUCUCCUACUGGGAGAUUCCACCAUCCGCCAAUGGAUGGAGCACUUUGUAAGAAACAUGAACACUCUUAAGUCAGUGGAUCUGCACGAAUCUGGGAAACUAAAAAACCAACUUGCUGUGGACUUGGACAGGAACAUCAACAUCCAGUGGCAAAAACACAGUUACCCAUUGAUUGGCUCCAUGACCUAUUCUGUCAAAGAGAUGGAGUACAUGGCCCGGGCCAUUGACAGGACUGGAGGCGGCAAAGACACUGUCAUCGUCAUCUCUCUGGGCCAGCAUUUCAGACCCUUCCCCAUUGACAUUUUUAUCCGAAGGGCCCUCAACGUCCGCAAAGCUGUCCAGCGUCUUCUCCUGCGAAGCCCCGACACUCAGGUGUUCAUCAAGGCAGAAAAUACCCGGGAGCUGAACCUUGACGUGGAGCGGUUUACAGACUUCCAUGGUUACAUCAAUCAUCUGGCCAUAAAAGACAUUUUCCGGGAUCUCAAUGUGAGCAUCAUUGAUGCCUGGGAUAUUACCAUUGCAUAUGGCACGAACAUUGUCCACCCCCCUGACUUUGUUGUUAAAAACCAAAUUGAUAUAUUUUUGAACUAUCUCUGCUAGAGAGCA
Messenger RNA from Sorex fumeus (smoky shrew), 1740 nucleotides. RefSeq names its product NXPE family member 4-like. The coding region runs from base 145 to 1734 and encodes 529 amino acids. The record is from RefSeq and is a predicted model, not a curated record. NCBI's taxonomy places the organism in Eukaryota, Metazoa, Chordata, Mammalia, Eulipotyphla, Soricidae. The transcript is spliced from 6 exons.